Molecule: messenger RNA, 447 nt
Organism: Knipowitschia caucasica
Lineage: Eukaryota; Metazoa; Chordata; Actinopteri; Gobiiformes; Gobiidae
Source: the annotation of a GenBank genome assembly
AUGUCACCCCUCCGCCGGCCAGUGGGGCACAAACUUUCCGUAGGACUACCAGAGUCACAGCAGGACAGCACUCCAACCUCAAUAGACUUCCACGACCAACAGUGGGAACGGCGCACGGGGCUGCUGCAUCACCAGGCCCUUGACCUAGAGCUGUUUGGUAGUGUAGUUAACCUCGGUCGCCGGGACACACAGCAUUUGGUUCGCUCUAUAAAUGCGCGUCUCUCUCUCGGGUGCGCCCCUUUUGGACACGCCCCCCCUGCUGCUUCCCAGUCUGCGUCUGGCCAGGCUGACGAGGGGCUGCCUUACACUCUGCAGCCGCGACUGCGCGCGCACUCUGUCAUAGUGACAGCUCUGCUACGCCGCUGCAGCUCAUUCCUCUUCAUCGAAAGUAACAAGGAGCUGAGGUUCCAUGUGGGUGCACUGGUGACCCCUGGUGGUGGUGUUUGA